AUGAAGGCAAUCUACAGUAAUCUUCAAGAUAUGCGAGAUACCCCCACCAUAAUAUUUGGAUCUUCCGAUGACCACAUACGUAAUCUAUUCCUGGAGUGUUUUAGUGAAAAUAUGCUAAAUGUGCUGGCUUUCAAAGGCUCAGAUAUGGAGUACAUAUACAGCUUCCAGGCAUUUCCCCACUUUAAACUCAUAAAACGAAGGGUAACAAAAGAACUUAGAUAUUUUCAGCCCCAGCUUAAGGAUCUGGGGGGCUAUAGCCUAAGAACUCUACCAGACAACAUAAUCCCGAGGACCGUAGUCUACCGAAGUGCCGAUGGACAUCGCCAGUUGGGUGGGUAUCUCAGCCACUUCAUCCGAAACUAUGUGAGCACCAUAAACGCCACUCUUCAAAUUUGCUGGGAUCUUGUUCCGGAGGAGGGUAUGACCCAUUUGGUUGAUGUUACCAAGCUCUCGGAGAUGUAUGGCAUAGACUUUCCGCUCGGUAUUAAUGGUGUUACCCAAAGGUCUGCAAAACAGGACGUUCCCAUGCAGGUCUCCAGUUGGUAUUUAAUCUUACCCAUGGAACAGUACAUGCCCCGAACUCGUUUCUUUGUUAAACUCGGUUUUCCUUAUCUGCUACUUCUAGUGCUCAUACUUUCAAUAGUCCUUAGAAAUGCCCAUCGCAUAGAAUUGGGCCGCAGUUCCACAUUGAGUUUUUAUUCGUUGGUAUCUAAAGUAAUGCGGGGACUAUUGAGCCAGUCAUUUACAUUACCCAGAGGACUUUCCGCCAAGCUGAUGUUUAUUUACUGGCUAAUCCUGCUUACUGGAUUUUUUUUGAGCAAUUUCUAUACGGCCAAUCUGGAAACCUGGCUCGUUCAUCCACCGCAUGUUGAUCCAAUUCUAAACUGGAAUGAAAUUCGCUGUCGAAAAAUGAAGAUCCUUGUGAUUUCAUCGGAGGCGGAUUACAUGAAGAGCGUAGUAGGCUCAAAGUUUGCAGAUGCCCACAAAGAUAUAUUCCAAAUCACCGACUCGGUGGACUUUCAGAGGAAGCGCAUCCUUUUGGAUGAAACUUAUGCCUAUCCAGUGACCUCUACGUUGUGGCCACUUUUGAAGCAGGCACAAGUUAGGCUACAUCGACCCAUAUUCCGCCGAUCCCGAGAGAUGGUCUUUGUACCGCACCUAAUCCUAAGCUUGAAGCUGCCAAGGAACUCAAUAUUCUACAAGCCUCUCAAAAGAUAUGUCACACUCACAAAGGAUAGCGGUCUAUAUAUGAACUGGUUCAGACGUAGCUUCUACGAGUUGAUGGCCCUCGGCAAAAUAUCCUACAAAGAAGAUAAAAACCAUCAGUUGUAUAAUGAUCUUAAGUGGCAGGACUUUUACUACGUUUGGCUAGCGUUCGUGGGAAAAUCCAUCAUGAGUGUCCUGGUGUUCUUCUCGGAGCUGGGAUACUACAGGUGGAAUGCGAAGAAGACGCACCACUAA
Messenger RNA from Drosophila rhopaloa, 1461 nucleotides. RefSeq lists its product as uncharacterized. The coding region runs from base 1 to 1461 and encodes 486 amino acids. The record is from RefSeq and is a predicted model, not a curated record. The transcript has a single exon. NCBI's taxonomy places the organism in Eukaryota, Metazoa, Arthropoda, Insecta, Diptera, Drosophilidae.